Messenger RNA from Sesamum indicum (sesame), 2179 nucleotides. It is a transcript of the gene MS2, whose product is annotated as Jojoba acyl CoA reductase-related male sterility protein. Gene Ontology annotation, molecular function: alcohol-forming very long-chain fatty acyl-CoA reductase (NADP+) activity. Lineage: Eukaryota; Viridiplantae; Streptophyta; Magnoliopsida; Lamiales; Pedaliaceae. Gene Ontology annotation, biological process: long-chain fatty-acyl-CoA metabolic process; suberin biosynthetic process. The record is from RefSeq and is a predicted model, not a curated record. Gene Ontology annotation, cellular component: intracellular membrane-bounded organelle.
UCCCCACUCUUUUUCCACCCUCUUAAAUCUAACCAAACUCAAAUCUUAAACAAACUAGUUUCUGUGUUUGUUUUUGUACAGAAAACAGAAAAGAAAAAAGAGUUGAUUAACUAAGUUUGUAGACCAACCAUUUCUCCUCAGAAAAGUUUUAGUUUUUCUUCAAUUCUCUUUUUCUGCAACAAUGGAGGCUUUCUCUCUGAGUUCCUCCAUCUCCAUUGCAUCAGGCAGAGUUACAAAAGUUUACAACUACAAGCAUGGAAGGCUUUUUUCGGGGAAUAAGAAGAGCAUGGUGUAUUGUCAAAGUGGUAAUCAUGCCAUAAAGUCUAGUGGGAUUUCAUCUGUUUUGACAGAAACAUCGGCGUUGAUUAGCGCAGAUCACGGACCUGCUUUGAUGGAGGGGAGCUUAGUUUUAAGUCCAAAUGGGAAGGAUUUGGAUGUGGAAAUGCACGACGAAGGUCUUGGCAUCGUCAAGUAUCUCAGAGGGAAAACCUUUCUUCUCACUGGUGCAACCGGAUUUUUAGGAAAAGUUCUUGUUGAGAAAAUGCUGAGGACAGCUCCUGAUGUUCUUAAGAUAUUUGUCGUGAUCAAGGCUAAGAACAAAGAAGCUGCAUCAGAAAGAUUGAGAAAUGAAAUCAUGCACGCGGAACUUUUCACGCGCCUGAAGCAGAUUCAUGGAAAAUCCUAUCAAGCUUUCAUGUUGAGUAAGUUGAUUCCUGUGGUUGGAAAUGUUUGUGAAACAAAUCUUGGUGUGGAUGAAGACGCAGCUGAGCUCCUGACCCAAGAGGUUGAUGUAAUCAUAAAUUCUGCAGCUAAUACCACUUUCGAUGAAAGGUAUGAUACAGCUCUUGAUAUAAACACUGGUGGACCUACCCGCCUCAUGAGUUUUGCCAAAAAAUGCAAGAAACUGAAGCUCUUUUUACAAGUAUCAACAGCUUAUGUGAAUGGACAAAGGCAAGGUAGAAUCAUGGAAAAACCUUUCAGCAUGGGUGAAAGUAUAGCAGCUGAGACUGUUGUCUGCGGGAACCACCAAGUGUCACUUCCCAAAUUGAGUGUUGAAGACGAAAUAAAGGUAGUCUUGGAAUCAAAAAAGACUCUUGAAGAUGAUUCACUGCUUCAGAAAAUGAAAGAACUAGGGAUGCAGAGGGCAAACAAAUUCGGUUGGCAAGAUACGUAUGUAUUUACCAAGGCUAUGGGAGAAAUGAUGAUAGACAGUCUAAGGGGCGAGAUACCAGUAGUUGUAAUUAGACCCAGUGUUAUCGAGAGCACAUACAGAGAACCAUUCCCCGGAUGGAUGGAGGGAAACAGGAUGAUGGAUCCAAUCAUUCUGCACUACGGGAAGGGGCAGCUCACAGGAUUUCUGGUUGACCCGAAUGGAGUUCUUGAUGUUGUUCCAGCAGAUAUGGUUGUCAACGCGACGUUUGCAGCCAUGGCAAAGCAUGGGGCAGGUGGAAAACCAGAAUGCAGCAUCUACCAGGUUGCUUCAUCCGUUGUCAACCCCUUAGUUUUUAGGGACCUGGCCGAAUUGCUCUAUCAGCACUUCAGUUCCUCGCCUUUCAUGGAUCCAACAGGGAGUCCAGUUCGUGUUCCAAAAAUGAAGCUAUUCAGCUCCAUGGAAGAUUUCUCCUCUCACCUUUGGAGGCAUGCUAUUAAACAAACUGGUUUAGGAGCUUUCACCAACCUUGAUGGGAAAUUGUCCCACAAGCUCGAGAGUAUCUGUAGAAAAUCAGUGGAACAAGCUAAGUAUUUGGCAAAGAUCUACGAGUCCUACACUUUCUACGGUGGAAGGUUCGAUAACAGCAACACGAAGAGAUUGAUGGGAUUCAUGUCUAAGGACGAGAGACAACAGUUUGGCUUUGAUGUUGAGAACAUAGAUUGGAAAGAUUACAUAACUAAUGUUCACAUACCAGGAUUGAGGAGGCACGUGAUGAAGGGAAGAGGUCUAAGCAGCUGAUGCAGCUUCAGCUGAGCAAAACGUUGCUAUUAAUUUCUGCAGUCUAAUGUAAAAGAAUGAUUUUCUUUUAGCCCCUUUUCACCUUGUGUACUUCCCCAUGAACAAGAGAUGUGCCAGUUUAUUGUUGAUUAAUAAAUGCAGUCAAACAUAUGUGCGUCUAAGUCGAAUCAUAGUCAUAGAUGCCUGAGUUUCUCUAGUUCUGCAAGAAACAUUGGAAUGAUAGGGACA